Molecule: messenger RNA, 645 nt
Organism: Naegleria lovaniensis
Lineage: Eukaryota; Heterolobosea; Eutetramitea; Acrasida; Naegleriidae
Exons: 1
Coding region: 1-645 (214 amino acids)
Source: RefSeq, a predicted model, not a curated record
AUGCAAAAGGCUUGGUCUUCAUUCAACGGAUAUCACAUCUCCAUAUCCAACAAAUUAUUGAGGAAACCAACGACAAGUGUUGUGGUACAAUGUUUCAAAAGUCAUGAUCAAUACCACCAUUUGGUUCAUACUAAUCAGUUGCGAAAUUAUCAUCUCUGCCAACCAUUACUUCAAUCACAACAUUCAUCAUCCCGAAAAGAAUUAAUUCAAAAACAUUUUAAAAAUUGUACUCAGUGCGGAAAAUGUUGUACAGGAUAUGGAUCCAUUAGAGUCUAUUUAAAUGAUACAAAAGCUAUGGAAGCAAUUGCAAAAUAUUUAAAUAUAAGUGUUGAAGAAUUUUGUAAGAAUUAUGUUUUGAGUUCAAUUUCACCUCGUUCCAACGAAAAGCUUCUCUCCAUUAAAUACAGACCUUCAUUGAAUUUCCAUAAACGAGUUGAGUGUGUAUUUUUAAAGCAGAAAGGAGUUGAUGAGCAUGGGAAAGCUAUUUAUCAAUGUUCAAUUUAUCCCGUGAGACCAGAACAAUGCCGAACCUUUCCUCAUGGAUGGAAUGAAGAAAUUGAAGCAGAUGAAACUUUUUAUAAUAUGGUUGAAAAUUGUGAGGCAUUAGAAUCAUUGAAAGUAUCUCGAGGAUGGGAAGAAGAAUGA